Messenger RNA from Oncorhynchus keta (chum salmon), 2505 nucleotides. RefSeq names its product perforin-1-like. The transcript is spliced from 3 exons. Gene Ontology annotation, biological process: immune response. The coding region runs from base 135 to 1895 and encodes 586 amino acids. The record is from RefSeq and is a predicted model, not a curated record. Lineage: Eukaryota; Metazoa; Chordata; Actinopteri; Salmoniformes; Salmonidae. Gene Ontology annotation, cellular component: membrane attack complex.
CUAAAUAUUCUGUGAAAAUGACCAGCAAAAAAACCUCAAGGUACCCAGCAGUGUAUUUAAAGGCUCUUCUCUCUCAUCCAGUAUAGAAUCAAGAAACAACUCUCUUCGUUUUACAUCUCCAAGAGAAAGAGCACAUGAGGGUGAUGAAGGAGCUGUGUCUACUUCUACUGAUCUGCUGGGCAGGCACACUCCAGUGCCUGGCAGAGAGUUUGAGGGGAAAGAUUCCUGGCAAGCCACAGGAAUGUGAGCAGGCCGAGUUUGUCCCUGGUUACAACCUGGCAGGGGAAGGUUUCGACAUUGUGAAGAUGCAGCGAAAAGGUUCUUAUGUGAUCGACAUGGAAAAUUGGGAGCGGGAGGGAGACACUUGUGAGUUAGCUGUCAAUUUCUAUUUGGGUGGAAUAAAACAGAAGCUUCCAGCAGCCAUGGCAAACUGGAGAGCCCUCACCGACUGCAAGCGGGAGGUCUCAAGCAGCAUCUAUGAAUCCAGUGAGUCCCUCAUCAAUACCACAACUUCAGCCGUGACCAACAACUGGAAACUUGGCUUGGACCUUGAGAUUCCUGAAGUAAAGUUCAAGACCAUCAUUGGAGGGACAGAUUCCAGAGAAGCAACAUAUGCCAUUGCAAAGUCGAAGCAGGACAGAUACAGUUUCACCAGGCAUGAAGUCCAUUGUAGCAUCUACAGAUAUAGCCUGGUUGAAGAUCCUCCUCUUCACAAACAAUUUCUGAAUUCGGUGAAGAAGCUCCCCACUGUUUAUGACCUCAAGUCUAAGCCGGCCUAUAGAAACCUGAUAGACACAUACGGCACUCAUUUCACCUCUCAAGUCAACCUGGGAGGGAAAGUGAGCGCUGUAACUUCCAUCAAGUCUUGUCAGGCGACUAUGAACGGAGUGACAGUCACUGCAGUGAAGGACUGUCUCGAUGUCGAGGCCUCCUUGUCAUAUCAAUACAGCGCUAGUUUGACCGCCGAGCUUCACUACUGUAAUGAACUAAAGAAGAAACUUGGCACCAACCGAAGUUUCAGCAGCAUGUUCAGUGACCGCCACUCGGAAAUUAAAGGAGGGGUACUAAAUGGAGGCGACCUGCUGUUCUCAGGUGCGUUGGACGCAAACGCCUACAAAGAGUGGCUGGAGUCCUUGAAAACGAUCCCUGACGUGGUGCACUACUUCCUUAAGCCCCUUCACAUCCUGUUGAAAAGUAGACAUCCUGCUCAACCUGGGCUGAAGAAAGCAGUGGAGGAGUACAUCCUUGAAAACGCCCUGAUCAAGAAAUGCUCAGAGUCCUGUCAGAUAGGUACGAGGACCAGCCAAAGGGAUCACUGUGCCUGUGUCUGCCACAGUGAUCAGAGCAUCAAGUCCAACUGUUGCCCUGCUGGGAAAGGCCUGGCCAGGCUACAAGUCUAUGGUUUGAGAGCAAAGGGACUAUACGGGGACAUUUCAACCGAAACAGAUGGUUUUGUUGAGAUCUCAUAUGAUAAACAAGUCAAACUCACUGAGGUGAUCAAAGACGACGACAAUCCCGUUUGGCCAGAGAGCUUUGAAUUCGGACCCAUCCAUAUCAACUUUGCCACCAAACUCACUUUCAAGGUGUAUGACACAGACGGAGUUGUUUGGAACAAAGAUGUCCUGGGUGAAUGUUCCUUUGAUCUGCGUAGAGGAAAUGUGAGUGACGUCUGUGUGUUCAAAUAUGGCACAUUCUUCUUCUCCUACACAGUGCAAUGUGCUCCCAGCCUUGGAGGCUCACGCUGUGAAGAGUACAUCCCCUCUCCUAUGAGCGCCUCCCUAGCAAAAGUCUUCCACUCCAGAAAUGGCAUGCUGGCUGGGGAGAAUUGGCGACCUGAGUUGGGCAGGAAUGAUGCGGUUGACAAGGUUGGCUUAAAGAGAUGUCAUGGUGAAUAAGGCAUGAGGUGAGCGACGAGUUGGUGACUGCUUCGCAUUGCAUAGUUCAGCAUUUCAGAUGGUCCCUUUGGCCACAGGCAGGAUCAUGGUUAGAUGAUUCAUGUGAAAUUAAACUAGAGUGAAAUGUGUCAUGUGUUUCUGUUCGAUCUGUAACAUUGAUAGUAUGAGGAAUUGCUUUGCACUGGUUUAUUUUUUGCAUUAAAGCACUGAGAAAGACGAAAUAUAAUGUUUUAGCUUUUUCUUUGUUCAAAGUAUAAUAUAAUUAUAAUUGCAUUGGAUUUGCUUUACAAUUUUGACGUGACAGAUAUUGUGAAAAUGUUUUUAGCACCUCAUCUUGUAUUAGUUGUAUCAUCUUGUACCAAAAUAUAAUUCCCAAUAAUUACAUCUAAGGCUUUUGCUAUAUAUAUAUAUAUUUCUUUUUAAAGGUAUCUCUAACCACUAGAAUGUCAUGGUAUUUUUUUGAAAAUAGUGUAAGGACCCAGAAUGCGAAUUAUACCGUGACAUUUGGGGUCCAUAUUUUUUUCGCGGUACUUCCUAUGUGUGCCUGAAAUUGUUUUAUGGGCCUCAGUGGUGUGUAUUCAUUACCAAAGAAAUAAAAUACAAAAGCAUG